AAAGCCUCCGAGCCGAGCACAGCACCAAGUCUUGCCUGGUUGUUUUUUUUUAGAAGUGUGGCUCAGAUUUGCUCCAUCGCCCUCCAAACGUCUCAUCGGAGCCACUUUGAAGCGUCGAGAGGCUUUCUGCGAGCGCCCUUUACUCUGCAGUGCAGUGCUGUGGUGUUGACACUCAUGUGGAACACGCUAAGGAUAAGCUAGCUUUUGCUAACGUUGGCUAGCAAAGCGAGCAUACAAUGCGUCACAAAUUAAGUCAUUUCCAGCACCCAAAUACACUUGAAAACUAUUGUUUAUAAACGGUUGCGUGAUAAGUGAUCGGCCAUUCUAGCAAACGGGGAGGGUACUGUGGGCAAAAUAACGCCAUUGCUGACGCCGUGAAUGAAGCGGACAUUGGCUAAUGCUAAGCUAGUUCCUUCGACGCGAAACAAUACAAUGUUCAAUAAAGAGUCUGCCACAGUUUAGCUUUUGACAAACAUUUCUCCACUGUUUAACAUUAUAGAUUAAACAACGCAAGAAGGAAGCAGAUAACACUCAAUAAGCGUCACUUUUGGCCACACUAGGCCAUAGCGAUUAAUAACACAGGGGUCUGGUGUAUUUGCUGGAGUGCGCUACUUCCCUGUUGGGAGUUCCGCGCUAUUACAUACUGUUUAAUUUGUCACACUUUAUCACAUUACGUCUCAUCGAGCUUAGGUACUCUGCUUUAUAAUACGCCAUCUUACUACAAAGCAGUUGUUGUGAGUAUUAAACCGACACAUUAGCACUCGAACGCCCAGUUUGCUUCAGGAAUUAGCCAUCGCCCAGUCUUCCGUUUAAGUAGGGUUGUUUAGUUUAAUGAGGACUAGCAAACUAGUUUUACAAGCCACACGGAACUCCUCAUGUGCAAUAGCCUCCGAAUGGAUUUCAUGUUUAAUUAGAUGUGAGAACUGUGUCAUAAAAUAGCAAAUGGUUGUUUACAGUGAUCCCAUUUUUAACUGCAUGCAUGUAUUUAUUUAUAGUUGUGCACAGUGACUGGCUAGUAGUGACUAGUAGUAGUAGUAGUAGUAGUAGUACGGCUGCAAACACAGGCCUACUGUUUCCACCAAGAGAGUUUCAGGCCUGGUAAAUAGAGCUGGGACUUCUCCUCUGAGGAAGAAAUGUGCCUGCUUGAUGGCUUCCACCAGUUAAUAUGGAACCUAAUGGCUGCCCAGAUUGCCAAACAUACCAAGGUGUCUUUUGGAAAUGGAGUAUCGGUUGCAAGGAAGCCAAGCGGGCGAAGCAGCUCCUCCUGCACAGAUCACACAGCUUGUGCGGAUUAGCAAACAUGACUUAAUCUGAAAACGUGGGUGCAGCAAUGGAGGAGAAGAUGAAAGAUAGAUAUUGUUGAAAGGCCUCGCUGCGCCUAAUUCAGUGGCGGACACAGUAGAGUUUCUAUGAGUGUAUGUUUCACAGGGGAUUAGGGCUGCAAGGGCACAUUAGAAUCAUCAUCUUUGCGCGUUGCAUUUUAGACUUUGUGGGAUUUUCUCCUCCUCCACCUCCUGCAGCCUAUCUCCAUCAUGAGACUUCCAUUUCAUUGCACGCAAGAUUGCCCUACAGCUUAUUUUUCAUGCAGCACAUUACAUGUUUGGAUCCACAGUGUGCCUACACAUCUAUCUGUCCAUACAAGAUGGAUUUGACUUCAUGCAUUGUUGUAGCAGCAGUGGCAGUAACCACAACCGACCAUAGAGAGGCGCUGCUUUCCUAGUGAUUGGUGCAUCAGUGGAAUAGACUCCUCACAGCUGAAGAAAAGAGAACCUCGCUCGCUGUGGCCACACUCUCUGCAAAAAAAAAAAAAAAGAUGACUCCCCAGCCCCCCAUCAUCACACCACAAACACAAGGACGGCUUGCUUUCAUACUGCAAAUUCAAGGCGGACAAGCAGCCCAAAGUGUGCUCCUGCUUCGGGGGGGUCAAAUUACGCACAGAGGCAACUGGGAGGGACUUGCUGUGCAUGUGGACGAAAAGAAGGAGUCCUCCCUCCUCCUCCAUCCCGUCUCCCUUAUAUAUUUGUGGGAUGUGUACCUUUCAGGGAUUCCAAUGCAAAUCUCAUAACUGUGAGUGUUGCCUUGAUUGAAAACGACGGCUCCUUAAGAUCCGGUUCUUUUCAAAGAGCCAUAAAUCACAUACCGGACCACACGUUUUGGCCAGUCACUUACAUUAACAGAAAAGGCUCGCUCACUCUAAAGAACCGAACUCAACUCAAUCAUUCACUUCAAAGAGCCGGAUCGUUCGCGAACGACUCCUCACUACUCCUGCUCCUCCUUUACGGUGUCCGGGCGUCUUUCCGGGGCAGUCCGCGGUGAGAGGGACACCUGGCAGCGGCAGAGACUCGCUUCCCCGGGGCAGGCACGAGUCGAGCGUCUCGGCUUGCUGAUCUUAUUACGCGCCAUCAUGUUGGCCAGCAGCGGGAAGUCAGCGGCGCCCUCCCCGAGGGAGCAAAGACCCAAAGUGGCCGAGAAGACCAUGGAUCCCAUUCGGAGACUCGGGCUGCUGGACAACGAGGACGUCCGCGUCAUGAUGCAGGGCUCCAACAUGGUCAAAGUGCGUUCCCCGAGGUGGCAGAAAAGCCGAAAUCUGCGUCUGCUGGAGGACGGGCUCACCGUGUGGUGCGAGUCGACCAAAAGCUCCCGCAAGGCCAAGGCCCGCCAGACGUUUGCGGUGACCGAGGUGGAGUGCGUGCGCGAGGGCUGCCAGUCGGAGGCGCUGAGGCGUCUGUCCGGGUCGUUGCCGGACAACCGCUGCUUCACCGUGGUUUUCCGGGGUGCCAGGAAGAGUCUGGACCUGCUGUGCCCGUGCGAGGAUGAAGCGCAGCGGUGGGUGCGCGGGCUGCGCACCUUGAAGGAGCGCGUGGCCAACAUGACUCAGAAGGAGAAGCUGGACCAUUGGAUCCGCGGCUACCUGCGGCGAGCGGAUCAGAACCAGGACGGCAAGAUGAGCUACGACGAAGUCAAGCGUCUGCUCCAGAUGAUCAACAUCGACCUGAGUGAGCAGUACGCUCGCUCUCUCUUCAAGAGAUGCGACCGAUCCGGGGACAGCCGCCUUGACCACAACGAGAUCGAGGAGUUCUGCAGGGAGCUUCUACGCCGACCCGAGCUGGACGCCGUCUUCCGCCACUACUCCAGCAACGGCUGCGUGCUCUCCACCGCCGAACUGCGUGACUUCCUCGGCGACCAGGGCGAGGACGCGUCCUUGUCCCACGCUCAGAGUCUCAUACUCACCUACGAGCUCAACGACUGGGCUCAGAGGAACCAGUUCAUGACCCAGAACGGUUUCACCAUGUACAUGCUCUCGGGGGAGAAUGACAUCUUCAACCCCGACCACGCCAGAGUCUACCAGGACAUGAGGCGCCCCCUGGCGCACUACUUCAUCUCCUCGUCCCACAACACCUACCUCACCAAAGACCAAGUCACCAGCGCCAGCAGUACCGAGCCCUACAUCCGGGCUUUGAAUCAAGGCUGUCGCUGUGUGGAGCUGGACUGCUGGGAUGGCGACAAAGGCGAACCGGUCAUAUACCACGGCCACACGCUCACCUCCAAAGUGCCUUUCAAGGAGGUCAUUGAGACCAUUGCCCAAUACGCCUUCAAGGCGUCCCCGUACCCUCUGAUCCUGUCCGUGGAGAACCAUUGUUCCGUGGAGCAGCAGGUGGUCAUGGCCAAACACCUUCACAACAUCCUGGGAAGCAAACUGCUCACCAAGCCCCUCGGUGGCCAGACUCUCAAGGAUCUGCCGUCGCCUGAGGAUUUACGGGGACGUAUCCUGGUCAAAGGGAAGAAGCAGAUCCCUCACCUGGGCCAGCUGGCCAAGAAUGGCAGCUACGGCAGCUUCUCUUCCAGCUCUGAAGACGAGCAGGCGAGCAACAACAAGAACACGCCCAAGAAGGACCCAGCCAAGGCCUGCUCCAAGCUGAGCGUGGAGCUAUCUGAGCUGGUGGUCUACUGCCGCAGCGUCCCUUUCUGCGGUUUUGGCAACGUGUGCGAAAAACCACCCGAAGAAAUGUCCUCCUUCUCGGAGAACGACGCCCUCAAGCUCAUCAAAGACUCGGGCAAGCUUUUUGUAAGACACAACAGCAGGCAGCUGAGCCGGAUCUACCCCUCCGGCCAGCGACUGCAGUCAUCCAACUAUGAUCCCCAGGAAAUGUGGAACGGAGGCUGCCAGAUGGUGGCUUUAAACUUUCAGACCCCCGGCGAGCAGAUGGACCUGAACCAGGGACGCUUCCUGCCCAACGGCCGCUGCGGCUACGUGCUGAAGCCCGGCUUCCUGUGCAGCAGGGAGUCCGACUUCAACCCGGAGAACACGGGCGGCGGCCCCGGCCACAUCCCCACCCAGCUGACUAUACGAGUAAUAUCAGCGCAGCAGCUUCCAAAAAUCAAUACGAACAAGGCAAGCUCCAUCGUGGACCCGCAGGUGUGGGUGGAAAUCCACGGGGUGGGCAUCGAUAACACCCGAGACAAAACCCACCGCAUUGACAACAACGGUUUCAACCCACGCUGGGACUGCACGCUCAGCUUCCAGCUGCAGGUCCCCGAGCUGGCCUUGGUGCGCUUCAUGGUCGAGGACCACGACCACACGGCCAAAAACGACUUUGUGGGACAGUACACCUUACCGUUCACGAGCCUGCGCACAGGUUACAGACACGUCCACUUGCUGAAGGGGGACGGGUCUAGGCUGUCCCCAGCCACGCUCUUCAUCCACGUCAAGGUGGCACGCAAAGGAGUUCCCAUCAAAAAUGUGUCUGACAGUACGACUUCUCUGAAAGUGUGACUUCCAUCGGAAGCGUCAACUCACCGACUAACAUUAUCACCGAUUAACACGACGGCACUAACUGCAAUCUAGGAAGAUAUGAAGGACAAAAAAAAAUUAGUUUGAUUGAAUUUCUCUUAUUGUACUUUGGCACUUUUUAUGUCUCUCGAACAUUUUUACCUCCACAACUUGAACUUAAUAAGCAGUAUUAUCUCCCAAGACAAAUGUUUACUCGUCCUCUACAUGCUACAUUUCACAUAAGCUUACCAGAUGAGUCAAUGUCUGACUUUUAUUUGUUGCUGACAAACCUUUCUUGUCCUCUUGUGUUGCCAAAAUAUUGCUAAUUCAUUGGCUGGUCUUUCUGGUGAAUUGUUAAAUCGUCCCUAUAAAAUGAAGUGUUGCACAUUACUGAAGGAGUUCUUAAUUUAAAUCUUGCAGUAUUACCAGUUGUUAACAUAUGUUUAGUUUUAUGCAGUGGUUUAUUUAUUGUAACUAAUUACAUAACACAAUACUGUUUUAUUAUACAUCGAUCAACUCAAAGUCAUUAAUAAUGUUGGAUAAUCCUCUGUGUUUAUUCUUAAUGUGUUUUAUAACAAAGCACUUGUUAGUGCCGGUUGUCCUUACUUUGUAAUGCAAUUCCCCAUUGUCCUCCAGCAAGUGCCAAUAAAGUUUUAUUAAUACA
Messenger RNA from Doryrhamphus excisus (bluestripe pipefish), 5435 nucleotides. The record is from RefSeq and is a predicted model, not a curated record. NCBI's taxonomy places the organism in Eukaryota, Metazoa, Chordata, Actinopteri, Syngnathiformes, Syngnathidae.